Molecule: messenger RNA, 388 nt
Organism: Dinoponera quadriceps
Lineage: Eukaryota; Metazoa; Arthropoda; Insecta; Hymenoptera; Formicidae
Product: DNA polymerase delta catalytic subunit-like
Exons: 3
Biological process (GO): DNA replication proofreading; DNA-templated DNA replication; nucleotide-excision repair, DNA gap filling
Cellular component (GO): delta DNA polymerase complex
Molecular function (GO): DNA-directed DNA polymerase activity; 3'-5'-DNA exonuclease activity
Source: RefSeq, a predicted model, not a curated record
AAUAAAGUCAGUUGGAGCUCUAUCAUUACGAUGGCUACUCUCAAUCUUGCGUCUGAUGAGAUACUAGUUGGAGAAGGUCAUGAACAAGAAAAUACAUUUGCAAAAUGGAACAGAGUUCCUGUUUCAUCAUUGAAUCCACAAACUGAUAUAUUACUAUUUCAACAAAUAGAAAUUGAUCAUUAUAUAGGUAAACCUCUUCCUGGAAUGCCAGGUAGCAAAGUAGGACCUGUGCCGAUAAUGAGAAUGUUUGGCGUUACAGAACAAGGAAAUUCUGUCUGCUGUCAUGUUCAUGGAUUUUGUCCAUAUUUAUUUAUUUCAGCACCAUCUAAAUUUACAAAUCAUCACUGCAAACCAUUUAAAGUAUGUAAAUCCUUUUGUAUAUUAAUAU